Oncorhynchus masou masou (cherry salmon) is the source of this 1634-nucleotide messenger RNA. Its product is annotated as beta-Ala-His dipeptidase-like. Lineage: Eukaryota; Metazoa; Chordata; Actinopteri; Salmoniformes; Salmonidae. The record is from RefSeq and is a predicted model, not a curated record. The coding region runs from base 1 to 594 and encodes 197 amino acids. Gene Ontology annotation, biological process: proteolysis. The transcript has 6 exons. Gene Ontology annotation, cellular component: cytosol. Gene Ontology annotation, molecular function: dipeptidase activity.
AUGAGGAUGAAGGUGGCACAUGGUUUUGGUUCCCUAGGUAACCUGUAUGGGCGAGGGGCCAAGGACAACAAAGGGCCGGUCCUGGCCUGGCUUCAUGCUGUGGAGUCCUACCAGGCCACAGAGAAGGAGAUACCAGUGAAUAUAAAACUCAUCAUUGAGGGUCUGGAGGAGGUGGGCUCAUACGGUCUGUUGGAGUUGACCAGGAAGAGAAACGACAGCUUCUUUGCAGAUGUGGACUUCAUAGUGAUCUCUGACUACGUGUGCUCUACCAGAACCCCAGCCCUGACCUAUGGAACCAGAGGGAGCAGCUAUUUCUUUGUGGAGGUUGAUUGCCCUAAACUGGACUUCCAUCCUGGAGUGUAUGGGGGUUCAAUCCAGGAGCCCAUGUCAGAUCUGAUAGCCUUACUGGGAAGUCUGUUAGAUCACACAGGUAAGAUCCUGGUUCCUGGGGUCACUGAUGAUGUCGCGCCCCUCACUGAAGAUGAGAGGAAGCUCUAUGACAACAUCAGCUUUGACCUGGAGGAGAUGAAGAGUGUGACUGGGGUCAAACACUUCCUACAGGACACUAAGUGUUUGGAGUGGAACCGGAGCUGAUCCGUGAGGGCUCCACCAUCCCUAUCGCUCAGAACUUCCAAGAGGAGACAGGCAAGAGGAGAUGGACCCGGAGCUGAUCCGUGAGGGCUCCACCAUCCCUAUCGCUCUGAACUUCCAAGAGGAGACAGGCAAGAGGAGAUGGACCCGGAGCUGAUCCAUGAGGGCUCCACCAUCCCUAUCGCUCUGAACUUCCAAGAGGAGAUGGAACCGGAGCUGAUCCGUGAGGGCUCCACCAUCCCUAUCGCUCUGAACUUCCCCGAGGAGACAGGCAAUAAUAAAUAAUAAUAUAAUAAAUCCCAUUUAGCAGACGCUUUUGUCCAAAGCGACUUACAAGUCGGCUGGGGCCACUACUUUUACAUAUGGGUGGUCCCAGCGGGAAUCGAACCCACGACGCUUGGCGUUGCAAGCGCCAUGCUCUACCGACUGAGCCACACAGGACCUCAGAGUGUGAUGCUGCCCAUAGGUGACCAUGAUGAUGGAGAGCACUCUCAGAAUGAGAAGAUCAGCAGGUACAACUACAUUGAGGGGACGAAGCUGUUAGCUGAUUAUUUUGAUGAGAUCUCAAUACUACAGAAGGUGCAGGAUAUAUUUCCAUCCAAGCUGUGACCAUGAUAAUUAUGCUGUAGGUGACAGUAUUGUGCUAGUUGAGUGCCUGGGUUUACAUCAAUAAUGGCUGAUCCCAUGCUGUGACUCCACUCUCCCAGGGUUUCUCAGGGGAGGGUGAUAUCCAAGAACCACAUGUCCAUUUCACCACACAAUGAAUAGCUUACACACUUGUACAUGUGUGAAACAGGACAAAUAACCACCCCUAUUUGACCUUUGAACGGGUAUUAUUACAUAGCCUGAAUGAGGUUUAUUACUUACCAUAGGAACAACAUUUUAGCACCCUCUCGUAUAACUAUUUAUAUUAUUUGUAUUUUAUGCAUGUAUUCUACUCUGGAUGAACUAAUAAAGGUAGCCAAGACAAACGGUGGCAUGUCUUGUGAAAUAAAUGUAUUGGCUGACUCAAUAAACACCUAAGUGUUAUCCAAAUGUAAAAA